Molecule: messenger RNA, 661 nt
Organism: Oncorhynchus keta (chum salmon)
Lineage: Eukaryota; Metazoa; Chordata; Actinopteri; Salmoniformes; Salmonidae
Exons: 2
Coding region: 22-651 (209 amino acids)
Source: RefSeq, a predicted model, not a curated record
CCAAGUUGGCUACAUGUAACUAUGUGUGUGGAAAACAUUUCAUCACAUCAUUUGAUCCUGGACAACACCCUGUCGUUCUCAACUAACAUCAAGGCGGUGGCCCGUUCCUGUAGGUUCAUGCUCUACAACAUCCGCAGAGUACGACCCUGCCUCACACAGGAAGCGGCGCAGGUCCUAAUCCAGGCACUUGUCAUCUUCCGUCUGGAUUACUGCAACUCGCUGUUGGCUGGGCUCCCUGCCUGUGCCAUUAAACCCCUACAACUCAUCCAGAACGCCGCAGCCCGUCUGGUGUUCAACCUUCCCAAGUUCUCUCACGUCACCCCGCUCCUCCACUGGCUUCCAGUUGAAGCUCGCAUCCGCUACAAGACCAUGGUGCUUGCCUACGGAGCUGUGAGGGGAACGGCACCUCAGUACCUCCAGGCUCUGAUCAGGCCCUACACCCAAACAAGGGCACUGCGUUCAUCCACCUCUGGCCUGCUCGCCUCCCUACCACUGAGGAAGUACAGUUCCCGCUCAGCCCAGUCAAAACUGUUCGCUGCUCUGGCUCCCCAAUGGUGGAACACACUCCCUCACGACGCCAGGAUAGCGGAGUCAAUCACCACCUUCCGGAGACACCUGAAACCCCACCUCUUUAAGGAAUACCUAGGAUAGGAUAAAGUAA